Saccharomyces eubayanus is the source of this 213-nucleotide messenger RNA. RefSeq names its product 60S ribosomal uL23 domain-containing protein (gene RPL25). The record is from RefSeq and is a predicted model, not a curated record. Gene Ontology annotation, molecular function: structural constituent of ribosome; rRNA binding. The coding region runs from base 1 to 213 and encodes 70 amino acids. NCBI's taxonomy places the organism in Eukaryota, Fungi, Ascomycota, Saccharomycetes, Saccharomycetales, Saccharomycetaceae. Gene Ontology annotation, cellular component: cytosolic large ribosomal subunit; ribosome. The transcript has a single exon. Gene Ontology annotation, biological process: ribosomal large subunit assembly; translation.
AUGAAGAAGGUUGAAGAUGGUAACAUUUUGGUUUUCCAAGUUUCCAUGAAAGCUAACAAAUACCAAAUCAAGAAGGCCGUCAAGGAAUUAUACGAAGUUGAUGUAUUGACUGUCAACACUUUGGUUAGACCAAACGGUACCAAGAAGGCUUACGUUAGAUUGACUGCUGACUUCGAUGCUUUGGACAUUGCUAACAGAAUCGGUUACAUUUAA